This is a messenger RNA of Chrysochloris asiatica (Cape golden mole), 1887 nucleotides long. It is a transcript of the gene CSTF2T, whose product is annotated as cleavage stimulation factor, 3' pre-RNA, subunit 2, 64kDa, tau variant. Lineage: Eukaryota; Metazoa; Chordata; Mammalia; Afrosoricida; Chrysochloridae. The transcript has 2 exons. The record is from RefSeq and is a predicted model, not a curated record. Bases 1 to 1887 code for a protein of 628 amino acids. Gene Ontology annotation, biological process: mRNA 3'-end processing. Gene Ontology annotation, cellular component: mRNA cleavage and polyadenylation specificity factor complex. Gene Ontology annotation, molecular function: mRNA binding.
AUGUCGAGCUUGGCGGUGAGAGACCCGGCAAUGGAUCGAUCACUGCGUUCCGUGUUCGUGGGGAACAUUCCGUAUGAGGCGACUGAGGAGCAGUUAAAGGACAUUUUCUCUGAGGUUGGUUCUGUUGUCAGCUUCCGGCUGGUAUACGAUAGAGAGACGGGGAAACCCAAAGGUUAUGGCUUCUGCGAGUAUCAAGACCAGGAAACCGCGCUCAGUGCCAUGCGGAACCUGAAUGGGCGGGAGUUCAGCGGGCGAGCGCUUCGCGUGGACAAUGCUGCCAGUGAGAAAAAUAAGGAGGAGCUCAAGAGCCUGGGGCCUGCAGCGCCCAUCAUUGACUCACCCUAUGGGGACCCCAUUGAUCCUGAAGAUGCCCCUGAAUCAAUAACCAGAGCAGUCGCCAGCCUCCCACCAGAGCAGAUGUUUGAGUUGAUGAAGCAGAUGAAGCUCUGUGUUCAAAAUAGUCACCAGGAAGCUCGAAAUAUGUUACUGCAAAAUCCGCAGUUGGCAUAUGCGCUGUUGCAAGCACAAGUAGUGAUGAGAAUCAUGGAUCCAGAGAUUGCCCUGAAAAUUCUACAUCGCAAGAUACACGUCACGCCGCUUAUUCCUGGCAAAUCUCAGGCUGUCUCUGGCCCUGUCUCUGGCCCCGUCACCGGUCCCGUGUCUGGCCCUGCCACUGGCCCUGGCCCUGGCCCCGGGCUCUGUCCUGGACCUAAUGUUCUGCUUAACCAGCAGAAUCCUCCGGCCCCUCAGCCGCAGCAUUUGGCUAGAAGACCUGUGAAAGACAUCCCUCCUCUGAUGCAGACGCCUAUCCAGGGUGGAAUUCCAGCUCCAGGGCCAAUCCCAACGCCUAUUGCUGGACCUGGUCCUGGUUCCUUAACUCCUGGAGGAGGAAUGCAGCCUCAAGUUGGAAUGCCAGGAGUUGGUCCAGUGCCUUUAGAGCGGGGACAAGUGCAAAUGGCAGAUCCCAGAGCACCUAUACCUCGUGGACCCAUGACUGCUGCUGGCUUACCUCCUCGAGGACUACUAGGAGAUGCUCCAAAUGACCCACGUGGAGGGACUUUGCUUUCAGUCACUGGAGAAGUAGAGCCCAGAGGUUAUCUGGGCCCACCACAUCAGGGUCCUCCCAUGCACCAUGCUGCCUCUGGUCAUGACAGCCGUGGGCCCUCCUCACAUGAGAUGAGGCCUGGCCCAAUAGCAGACCCCAGAAUGCUAAUAGGAGAGCACAGAGGACCCAUGAUGGACCAAAGGGGUCUACCCAUGGAUGGCAGAAGUAGUAGAGAUUCUCGAGGGAUGGAGACUCGAGGCAUGGAAACUGAGGUCUUAGAAGCCAGAGUAAUGGAAAGAAGAGGAAUGGAGACCUGUGCAAUGGAAACCAGAGGGAUGGAGCCUAGAGGCAUGGAUGCAAGAGGAAUGGAGAUAAGGGGCCCUGGCCCCAGUUCUAGAGGUCCUAUGACUAGUGGGCUACAGGGCCCUGGUUCAAUUAAUAUGGGGGCAGGUGGACCUCAGGGACCCAGACCAGUCCCAAGCAUUUCAGGGGUAGGGAAUCCUGGAGCUGGCAUGCAGGGAUCAGGAAUACAAGGUGGAGGCAUGCAGGGGGCUGGAAUGCAAGGAGGAGGCAUGCAGGGAGCUGGAAUACAAGGAGGAGGCAUGCAGGGGGCUGGAAUACAAGGAGGAGGCAUGCAGGGGGCUGGCAAGCAAGGUGGAGGCCAGCCUAGCAGUUUUAGCCCUGGGCAGAGCCAAGUAACUCCACAGGAUCAAGAAAAAGCAGCUUUGAUCAUGCAGGUUCUUCAGCUGACUGCAGAUCAGAUUGCCAUGCUACCUCCUGAGCAAAGGCAGAGCAUCCUGAUUUUAAAGGAACAAAUCCAGAAAUCCACUGGAGCUUCUUGA